Messenger RNA from Chrysoperla carnea, 2522 nucleotides. Its product is annotated as serine/threonine-protein kinase CG17528. Gene Ontology annotation, biological process: protein phosphorylation; intracellular signal transduction. Lineage: Eukaryota; Metazoa; Arthropoda; Insecta; Neuroptera; Chrysopidae. The record is from RefSeq and is a predicted model, not a curated record. The transcript has 8 exons. The coding region runs from base 80 to 1975 and encodes 631 amino acids. Gene Ontology annotation, molecular function: protein kinase activity; ATP binding.
UACGUGUUUAUAAUUCCUCAAAAUCGGUUUUUUUUUAUUGUGAAAAACCGGUGUGUGUGUAGUGUGAUUUUUUGUGAAAAUGACUACAAAUAAUAUAAAAUGUUUGGAAGUGGAGAAUAAUGGGAGUAUAUCAUCAACUUCAUGUAAUAGUAUUACAUCGGUAUCGGAUGUAGAUAAUUUAGAAAAUGAUAUAACUGAAUUAAAUAUACAAAAAAAUAAUACAACAAGAAAAAAAUCAACAGUAAAUUCUGCGACAUCAGAUAAAACACCACCCUCUGGUGGGGGUGGUGUUAUAUCUAAUACUUUGCAACGGAAAGCGAAGCGAGUACGUUUUUAUCGGAAUGGUGAUAAGUUUUUUGGUGGUGUUGUUAUUCCCGUUAUGCAGGAACGUUAUAGGUCAUUUGACAGUUUAACAGCAGAUUUAACACGAACAUUAGUCGAUCAUGUAAAUUUACCAAGUGGAGUUCGUUCAAUUUAUAAUAUGGAUGGUAGAAAGGUUUCUUCGUUGGACGAUUUAGAAGAUGGUAAGGCGUAUGUAUGCCUUGGUAAAGGUGAAACGUUUAAACGUUUAGAUUACAACAAAUUAUCGACAUCCAUGCGUAAAUCAGUGUCAGCUGGAUCAAAAACAAGUACACGAUCAUCGUCAAUCACAUCGUCAUCGUAUGAAAAAUCAUUAAACCAUCAAUCAUCGUUACCCCGAAUUAAUACAUCACAAUCGGAUUGUGUCCGUCCGCGAAUUGUAACACUAAUACGUAAUGGUAUUAAACCACGAAAGGUUUUAAGAUUAUUAUUAAACAAACGUAAUGCAGCAAAUAUGGAUCAAGCAUUAGCAUCAAUCACAGAUGCUGUUCGAUUAGAUUCGGGUGCUGUUCGCCGUGUAUUCACAUUGGCUGGUACUCCUGUGCAAACAUUAUCACAAUUCUUUGAGAAUGAUGAUGUAUUCUUUGUAUAUGGUAAUGAACGUUACAGUCAAGAUGAUUUCGAAUUGGAAUUUGAAGAGAGUAAAGCUAUUCAACAGUAUAAGAAAACACCUGUAUUGAAACAUAGAUCUGGCCCAAAACCAAAAAUGCCAAAGAAAACACACAAUAUUAGAAAUGAUAUUAUAAAUACUGAUGAUGGAAAUUCUUUGUUAACACAACUAAGUAAAGAAAAUGAUAUUCCAUUACCACCGAAUUUACGUGCUAAAUAUAACGUUGGAAGAACCAUUGGUGAUGGUAAUUUUGCUGUUGUUCGAGUAUGUAAAGAUAAACAAAGUGGGCAAGAAUUUGCAUUAAAAAUUAUCGAUAAAUCAAAAUGUAAAGGAAAGGAGGAUAUGGUUGAAAAUGAAGUACGAAUUUUAAGACAAGUCAAUCAUCCACGAAUUAUGUCACUAAUAGAAGAACAAGAUACUAGAAAUAUGUUAUAUUUAGUGGUUGAAUUAGUAAAAGGUGGUGAUUUAUUCGAUGCAAUUACUGUUGCACAAACUUUUUCCGAGGAUCAAGCUGCAUUAAUGAUCAGUCAUCUAGCAUCUGCUUUAGCGUAUUUACACAAUAUGAAUAUUGUACAUCGAGAUGUAAAACCAGAAAAUCUAUUAGUUGAAUUGGAAGGUGAUCGUGUUAAAUGUUUAAAGUUAGGUGAUUUUGGUUUAGCAUGUGAAGUUCAGGGUCCUUUAUAUACAGUAUGUGGUACACCUACAUAUGUUGCCCCAGAAAUUUUAGCUGAAACAGGGUAUGGAUUAAAAAUCGACGUAUGGGCAGCUGGUGUCAUAUUAUAUAUUUUAUUGUGUGGCUUUCCUCCAUUUAUUAGUACGGAUAAUGAUCAAGAUAAAUUAUUUGAUGCAAUUUUGUUAGGUCAAUAUGAAUUUCCUGAUGAUUAUUGGUCUGAGGUAUCACCGUUAGCGAAAGAAUUAAUUCAACAUAUGUUACAAUUAACACCAAGUUUACGAUUCAGUGCAGAGGAUGUAUUAGAUCAUCCAUGGUUAGCGACUAGAAGUUAAUUUUUAAUUUUCAACUUUCUUCAAACAAUUUUUCUAAUUUUUUUUUUAUCGUCUAUUUCGCACCGUUUUUAAGUUAUACUAUAAACAAGGUUAGUCAUAUAUUUAAGAUCAGAUUGAGGGUAGGAUUCUAAAAUUAAUUUCGUGAGAGUUAAUACGCAAAAGUACGGGUGAAGCGUAUAAUCAUGUCCAAAGUCUCACUAAAUAAUCCUUAUUUUAAAAAGUUUCCACUAUAAAUAUGUGACAAAUUUCAUUGCAUGAUUUUCCCAUUUUUGUAUUUAAUUGCUUAAGAAGCCAAAGAAUCAUUACUUUUAGGAUUAUUAUUUAUAUUUCGGAUUAUCUAUUAAUUUUCAUAGCACUCGCUCAUUUUAUGUUAUUAUAAGAUAAAGAAGAAAGUGAUAUAUGACAAAUGAAAUAGUUCUAAACUCAAAAUGUGUGCUUUAUAGUGAAGGAAAGAGUUGACUCAUUAAUCAGUGAUUAAACAUAUUCACUAUAUUGAACAUUACAUUGAACAGAUACUUUCUUUUUUGACAAUGAGUGAAAUUUUGAU